GCGGCCUCUGGGCUCAGUAGUAGUGGAGUGCUGGGAGGGGACGGACGCGCUCUAUCUUGGCUGGCCAGCACGACUCUCGGCACCCGGCUGCUCACUGCACUAACUUGUCAGGCUGCUGUCAGCGGGUGGGCGACGACCACACUUGCCACGCUGGUGUCAGCAGGUGGUAGUGUAGCGCAGAGAGCCAGGUGGUGGUGCCUGCCGAGGCAGUUAGUUGAUAGGUGAGAGUGGUAGUGUGGAGAGAAGGUGGCGGGUGUGGUGGUGUGGAGGGGAGCAGGGCAUGUAGGACACCUCUGGGGCAUGCCGGGGGUUGACUGACCCCCGCUAUGGUGGCAGAGCCGUCCCAUAGUGAGGUGAACCCUCACACCUCCAAGGACGACCUCCACACCAACCAGCUACCUCACAGGGAGGAGGUCUCGGCCAGUGAUGACGCGGGUCACAGGAUCCACCAACACCGCCCUGCCCGCCAUGGUUCCUCCGCUCCAGCCUUGUCUUCCGUGUUGCACACCAGGAACCUCUCCCGCAGCGCCUCGCCCCUCGCCACCAGGCACCGCAGCGCCUCGCCUGACGGAGACGCACCACCUGCCCGGGAGCAGGAGUCUCCCGACGGCGGCGUCACCCGUCAGCUCGGCCAGAUGACAGGGGUGAAGCACAAGACGGAACACUGGGCGCCGCGCCGCAGGUCCAGUGGUGCACUAAAUGUCACGGCUGACGAGGAGGGCGGCGGCGGCGGCGGCCUUACAGCUGGUGGUGGGCGCGACCCGGAGGUGGCGCAGGCGGCCGUGUUCAGACGGAACAGCUGCAGCAAGGCCUGGCCUCGAGCACCCGCCCUCCCGGACCUCAGCGAGUUCGAGCGAGUAUGGGAGGCGUCGCCGGAGGUGAUCUUCAAGCCCGCCAGCCUGGCCUCCUCCGAGACGCUGACGCCGACGCCGACGGAGGCGUACACGCCCACGCGCACGGCGGACGCCCACAGUGGCUCCACCGACUGCUACCCAAGUGCCUUUCAUGAGCCUCAGGAGAACCCCCGGGAUGACGUCAGCAGCGAGGAGUGGCCCCACCAGGAGGAGGAGGAGGUCGUGGGCGCCGUGGGCGGCGUGGGCCACGCGUGUGGGUGUGGGGUGAGGGUGGGCGUGCUGGACGAGACGUGUGGGCAGUGCCCGGUGUGCCCCGCCACCGCCGAAGUGUACGUCAGUGAACAGUUCCCGUCGAGCGACCCGCUGGAGUGUGUGGACGGGUCAACGCACACGCUGCACGUGGACCUGGCCACGGGCGAGGUGCAGCUGCACGUGCACGUGAGCGACCCGGAGAAGCUGCCCCGAGGCCCUCACGUGGCCCCCGCCAAGUGCCUCGACGACCCUGCCACCUUCAGGCCCACUGCCACCACCAGCGCCGAGGUCGACCCCCGCCCGCCCAGGAAGACCAUAUCUUUUAGCUCUGGCAUCGGGGAGGCGAGUGUGUACCACGCCCUCGUGGUCAUCUUCCUCGAGUUCUUCGCCUGGGGCCUUCUUACCUCCCCCAUGAUCACCGUCCUCAACGACACGUUCCCGGACCACACCUUCCUCAUGAACGGCCUCAUAGUGGGCAUCAAGGGAAUAUUGUCCUUCCUGAGUGCUCCUCUCAUUGGUGCACUCUCAGACUUAUGGGGUCGCAAGUUCUUCCUGUUUAUCACCGUCUUCUUCACUUGCCUCCCCAUCCCAUUCAUGAAGAUCAACACAUGGUGGUACUUCGCUCUCAUCAGCAUGUCGGGCGUCUUUGCAGUUACUUUUAGCAUUGUUUUUGCUUAUGUUGCGGACGUAACCGAUGAAUCGGAACGUAGCAGUGCCUACGGCUUGGUCUCUGCCACUUUUGCAGCAAGCUUGGUCACUUCACCAGCAUUAGGAGCUUACCUUGGCAAAGUGCACAGUGAUGACCUUGUGGUUGGUCUAGCAACAGCUAUAGCAAUAUUGGACGUUUUCUUCAUUCUCGUGGCAGUACCUGAGUCAUUACCAGAAAAGCUUAGAUUAUCAUCAUCAUGGAGUGCCCACAUCUCCUGGGAACAAGCUGACCCUUUCUCGGCUUUGUGGAAAGUUAGCAAGGACCGUAAUGUGCUGUUAAUCAGUGUGUCGGUCUUCCUGUCCUACCUGCCAGAGGCGGGCCAGUAUUCAUGUUUCUUCGUCUACCUCAGGCUGGUAAUGGACUUUUCAGCAGAAAUGGUAGCAACCUUCAUAGCAGUAGUGGGAAUACUAUCUGUUGUGGCUCAAACUGCAUUGCUUAGCCUCCUCAUGAAGAAACUAUCUAACAAGCAUGUAAUUAUGGUGGGACUAGUGUUUGAGAUGCUACAGCUCAUGUGGUAUGGGUUCGGUUCCAAAAUUUGGAUGAUGUGGGCAGCUGGUCUUCUGGCAUCUAUAUCUUCCAUUACCUACCCUGCCAUUAGUGCCUAUGUUAGCACUCACACGGAUGCAGAUAAACAGGGUGUGGUGCAGGGUAUUAUCACAGGUAUGAGGGGGCUGUGUUCUGGCCUGGGGCCGGCGGUGUUUGGCUUCAUCUUUUAUCUCUUCCAUGUGGAUCUCAACCCAGACUUGGCAGAUGACGGCACACACAGACCAAAUGGGUCUGCUUUAGGCAAUGGAACAACUCCCCACCUUACCAGUAGUCCGAAUCUUGUACCGGGUCCACCCUUUGUAUUUGGAGCAUUGUUAGUCAUCUGUGCACUCAUGGUAGCUGCAUUUAUUCCAGAAGGAGCUUCAGUCAAAAAUAGAAAACAGUCAGGAAGCAGUUUAGAAAUGAGCUAUGAAAGAGGCCAUAAGAAAAAUGAUAGCAUGGAUGCAGCAUCUUUACCACUUAUGGAUGAAACAGGUGUUGUCUAGCACCUUACUACUUAUUAGUGAUGAAAAACACGACAAAAUGUGACUUAAUACCUCUAUUGCAUUGUGAUUGCUGAAGUGAUGACAGAUCCUGUAGUGCAUUUGGUAUGUUCUAUGGAGAUGCAGUAUGACAUUUAUUUGUUUGCAGUUGCAGAAAAUGUCAUGGCAUUUUUCACACUUCAUUCAGUAUAGAGUGACGGAGAAGGGCACUUAGAAAAAUUGCCCAAUUUUUAAGUGGUGCUUACUUCUCUGGAAUGUAUGACUAGUUAUACAGAUGAACUGACAACAGAACAGCAGUUGUGAUAGUUAAUGAGAAUUGGCAAUGUCACAAACUGUGUUGAACUGAUGGUAUGCAUUUGGUGCUGGUGGAUACUGAGUUUGAAUGUUGAAUUUUUCACGCUUUUUGUCUUGCAUUGAUUACCAAGGUUUUUAUUGUCUUACUGUGGAGGGAAUAUAUUUUUCUUUUGUCAUUCAUUAAAUCAAGUUUACACUCGGUAUACAUAAACUAUAUUUCAACUGCAGAUAAAUAUUUAUUUUCUGAUUGGAUUUUGUGAUCUUCCAUUAUUAGAAAAUUUAUUUAAAUACUUACAACUAUUAGUCAUAUGUGCUGAUUCUUUCCAAUGCUGGACCAAUUGGGUAUGCUUGAUUAUACAAGCAAUAUGACUGGUGCUGUUUAAUAAUUUUGAUUUGUAUUUUGUAUUUGUUGAGAAUGCCCCUCCAUCUUGUGAUAACUUAUGCAUGCAAACCUCACAAAGGAAAACAUCACAGUUAAGUAGAGGAAGAACAAUGGCUGUAUGAAGUUGGCUGUUGACUUAUGUUAAUGUGGUCAUGUCUCAUAAAUUCACUAAGGACAAUUAUAUACAUAUAUGUAUAUAUAAUCUCCUCUCCUCAUUUAUGUGUGCAUUGUAAUGAUAAAAGAUUUUAGAUUUUAUACAUAGAAGUGAUAGGACCUCAACAGAUGAAUUUUUAUUUUCUAUUUGAAGAUACUAUGGUAAGAACGGCUGUGUCAGCAUAAGCCUAUAGAUAAUUAGCACCUUGUAAAGUAACCGCUGGCUCCUUCCUCCUUCACCUUGGUGUCCUCACAAGUAUAGGUAGUCUCUUUAAAUUCUUCUGCUUUCUAAACACAAUGUUGGUUACUUAAAUCUGGUAAUAACAGAAUUUUCUGUCAUUAAUGGAUAUGUGGCUAAUGAAGGUUUUCAGGGUAUGUAAUGGAAAUAUUGUUUAUUUAUAAAUUUGUUAUAUUUUAUUUUUAUCCAAUUAUUUUAAACAUAGCCAUAGGGUACAACAAUAUAGCAGUGAUAUCAUAUUUGCUAAAAACCGUCCUUUAUAUAAACUGUAUGAAUGUUCAGUGUGAAAAUAGCUCUUGUCUUUAUAAAUUGUUUUGUUGUAGAUAAGAGCAUUGCUUUAAUUUUUUAAUAUGUAUCAGAUGCAACAUUACAUAUUGGCUUCAGCUUGACAGAAAAUGUAUAUGCUUGUAAUUUUCAGAAUAUGCUGCAUUUGUUAAGAAUUAAAUUUUUUAUCCAUAGUGCAUUGAGACUGACACAAGUGAAACUGUAGAUUGAGCACUAGGAAACUCUAGAUUACAUAGGUAAAUGUUAUGAGCAAGUUGAAACCAUAACUUACUUUCAUGUAAAAAACCAGUUUCAUUAUUAUUGUUUUUUUCAUAAAGAUCUGUUCCAUUAAAAUAGAACAUUUAUAUUGUAAUUAGUCCAUUUGUUUUGAUGGUUUGUCCGAAGACAAGCUAGCCCUAGAUUACUCUUGGCCAAGUCAGCCCACAGUACACUGCCUCAUGCUGACUCUGUGAUAUGUCAUAAUAGGUCACUGUAGUACACUACAGUGUAUACAGUGUGUUAAAUCUUCUGUUCAAGUGAUGCCACAGCUUGGCAGUGCUCUUCUUAAACCUAAUGGUCAGCUUAAUGGUUAUUUAGCUGUCGAACAAGUGAGCGAGUGUAUAGUAAUGAAUAUGAUGUUUUAAAAUCAAAUCUUUGUAAACUAAAAAUGUGGGUCAUUAUUCAUUGCAGAACUUUUUUUUCAUUGUUUUUGUGAAGCUCUAUAGAUUGUUUAUUGAUCUAUGUAUAAUUUGUACAAAUACUGUUAAGCUGUUUUUAUUUUUUUCCACCUUUUUCCUUGCAGGCUUUUGUCCUCUCACACACUAUAAAGAAAUUCUACACUUGUUAGCAUACUAAUAGACUUGAUAAUGUGUAUAUCAGAGCUGAUGAUGAAAUUGUCCUUGUGAUAGUAUUAUGUACAGUCACUUCACUGGUUGUUCAAGAUUCUUGUGGACCAAGUUAAAACCCCUACUCAUAAUGCAAAGUGCAGUAUCCUUGAGAUUCGUCUUAUUUAGGUCUAGUGUACUUUACGGGUCUGUAGAUGGUUUACUAUAGAAUGUUUACCAUUACAGUACAUUUUACAAAAUUCAUUAUCAAACUUGUACAAUACGGUAAUUUGUUUUUAAUUUUAAUUAAUUCAUCGACUUCAUAUAUUUAUGGAACAGUCCUUACUUAUCCUUAAAUGAAAUGAUAGUCAUGGACAGUACCUCUCAUUUUAUUUUAAAGUUUGAACUUUUCUUUAUUAUUCAAUUUGUAAAUACAUUGGAAGGUUAGCGAGUUUCAAUCUUUUAAGAAAAUGGGAAGUACAGUUUUAGCAAAUAAAGCCAGUCUGAAAGUGUGCUGUUAAAAUUGCUAUACAGUAUUAAGUUGAGACUUGUAAAUUUAAAUGGUUAUUAUUGACAUGACAUCAGACUGCAGUAAUAUAUAUUUUAUUGCUUGUGUUAACAAUUAUUAGUGUUGUAAGCUAAGUACCUGACACUGAUUUUUGGCCAUCAAAUAUCUUUUUGCUGAAUUAGAUGACAUGAACAGGAUUGGGUUCCAAAUUUUUCUCUUGAAUCUGCUUGUCUUACUUUUAUUGAUGUCUAAGAAUUACUAGUACAUUAAUAAUUUUAUUUUACUUAUUCAUCCAGGAUGAUCCAUCAUCAUUUUCAUCACCCCAUUUCCCUAUGUUUAUAGGGUAUAAAGUCAUAAAAAAAAAAAGAGUACCAGUCUUAAAUCCUGUUGUUUGUUGUCAGUUAUUUUGGCAAGAAUGCAGUACAUGUGUUGUGUUCCCUUUUGUAAUAAUUUCUCUACCCAUUUUAUAUUUCACCCCGCAGAAUUGUGGUCCUACGAAAGGUAUCACUGUAAUGCAUAACUUGUUUGACUGGAAGUAAUGACCUUCUGUAGGAAAAAUAAAGCCAAUCUUACCAUAAAA
Procambarus clarkii (red swamp crayfish) is the source of this 6086-nucleotide messenger RNA. Its product is annotated as hippocampus abundant transcript 1 protein. The record is from RefSeq and is a predicted model, not a curated record. Gene Ontology annotation, biological process: transmembrane transport. Gene Ontology annotation, cellular component: membrane. NCBI's taxonomy places the organism in Eukaryota, Metazoa, Arthropoda, Malacostraca, Decapoda, Cambaridae. Gene Ontology annotation, molecular function: transmembrane transporter activity.